This is a messenger RNA of Zalophus californianus (California sea lion), 778 nucleotides long. It is a transcript of the gene CSF2, whose product is annotated as colony stimulating factor 2. The record is from RefSeq and is a predicted model, not a curated record. Lineage: Eukaryota; Metazoa; Chordata; Mammalia; Carnivora; Otariidae. Gene Ontology annotation, molecular function: cytokine activity; growth factor activity; granulocyte macrophage colony-stimulating factor receptor binding. The transcript is spliced from 4 exons. Bases 19 to 480 code for a protein of 153 amino acids. Gene Ontology annotation, biological process: immune response; myeloid cell differentiation. Gene Ontology annotation, cellular component: extracellular region.
GCUAAAGUCCUCAGGAGGAUGUGGCUGCAGAACCUGCUUUUCCUGGGCACUGUGGUCUGCAGCAUCUCUGCACCCACCAGCUCCCGCAGCCCUGUUACCCGACCCUCUCAGCACGUGGAUGCCAUCCAAGAGGCCCUGAGCCUUCUGAACAAAAGUAGGGACGAGACUGCUAUGAUGAAUGAAACAGUAAAAGUCGUCUCUGGAAUGUUUGACCGCCAGGAGCCGACAUGCCUGCAGACCCGCCUACAGCUGUACAAGGACGGCCUGCAGGGCAGCCUCAGCAGCCUCAAGCAACCCCUAACCCUGAUGGACAACCACUAUAAGCAGCACUGCCCUCCUACGCCGGAAACUCCCUGUGCAACCCAGACUAUCACCUUCAGAAGUUUCAAAGAGAACCUGAAGGAAUUUCUGUUUAACAUCCCCUUUGACUGUUGGCAGCCAGAAACAACAGAGGCCAGUGCAGCCAGGAGCCAGCCCUGAGAGCGCAGCUCCCAAAUCACUGCCCUCCUCCCCAUGGAUGGCUGAAACCCAAGAUCUUCACCUUUGAGGGACGAUAGCACGGGCCAGGGCUGUGGGGGGCACGGACUUGCUCUGAGCCAUGCUGCCCCUGAUACCGGCUUGGUAUAUGGGGAGUGGGGAAUGUUUUACAUUGGCAGGGAUCCGUAAUAUUUAUUUAUAUAUUUAUGUAUUUUAAUAUUUAUUUAUUUAUUUAUUUAAGACCAUACUCUGUAUUUAUUCAAGAUGUUUUGCCAUAAUAAUAAAUUAUUAAAAACCUGUU